Messenger RNA from Etheostoma spectabile (orangethroat darter), 4172 nucleotides. It is a transcript of the gene hdlbpa, whose product is annotated as high density lipoprotein binding protein a. The coding region runs from base 318 to 3929 and encodes 1203 amino acids. The transcript has 27 exons. The record is from RefSeq and is a predicted model, not a curated record. NCBI's taxonomy places the organism in Eukaryota, Metazoa, Chordata, Actinopteri, Perciformes, Percidae. Gene Ontology annotation, molecular function: mRNA binding.
UGUAAUCAAAGUUUCGAAGUUGUACUAGUCUGUCGCUCUUGGAAAUGAAAAGAAAUGGAAUGUAAUCGGACUCUUUGACGUGACGUUGGAGGAUAUGAUUGGUGGGCGGCACUGAUAUAUAUUCGUCAGGCUUCAAUCCCACCUUCUCGCCAGUGGAAUUUCAUCUCAGCUUCUGCACCUUCAGGGCAGACGAGAACAUAAAAUAAGCAAAAGCUGGCAGGCUGACGGGAAAUUGCAUCUUUACAGGACGGAUUAUCUGGUAACUGACCAUUUAGCUGUGGCACACUCGGACUCUGUGUAAACGUGGGAUUUUGACCAUGAGCUCAGUCGCUGUACUUACGCAGGAAAGCUUCAAUGAGCACCGCAGUGGGCUCUUGCAAGAGCAGAGUGGUGCUGCUGGGGCAGGACCCAGUGCUGGAGAGGAGGAGGAUGCUCUUCCAACCUACAAGGACGCCUUCCCGCCUCUGCCCGAGAAGGCGGCAUCACCUGAGGGGACCCAGGAAACUGCCAACGCCUGGACAUCCAAGAUCCGUCCUCUGAAGUCUUCUGUUAUCACUCAGGUUUUUCAUGUGCCGCUGGAGGAGCGCAAGUACAAGGACCUCAACCAGUUUGGCGAAGGAGACCAAGCAAAGGUCUGUGUGGACAUCAUGCACAAGACCGGAGCCCACCUGGAACUCUCCUUGGCAAAAGAUCAGGGUCUCUCCAUCAUGGUUUCUGGAAAGCUGGAUGCCGUGAUGAAGGCCCGUAAGGAGAUUGUGUCCCGACUGCAGACUCAGGCCUCGGCUACUGUCGCCAUCCCCAAGGAGCACCAUCGUUUUGUCAUCGGCAAAAAUGGGGAGAAGCUUCAGGAGCUCGAGCUUAAGACUGCCACCAAAAUCCAGAUCCCACGACCCGACGACCCCAGUAACCAGAUAAAGAUCUCUGGUACCAAGGAGGGCUUGGAGAAGGCAAAGCAUGAGAUCCUGUUGAUCUCUGCUGAGCAGGACAAGCGUGCUGUAGAGAGGGUGAACAUUGACAAGGUGUACCACCCCUUCAUCACCGGUGCCUACAAUAAGCUGGUAGGAGAGAUGAUGCAGGAGACCGGUGCCCGUGUUAAUGUCCCCCCUCCAAGUGUGAACAAGACGGAGAUUGUCAUCACCGGGGAAAAGGAGCAGGUGGCCCUUGCUGUGACCAUGAUCAAAAAGAUUUAUGAAGACAAGGCAAACAGCUACACUGUUUCCUCAGUCACAGCUCCUUCUUGGCUUCAUCGUUUCAUUAUUGGCAAGAAGGGGCAGAACUUGGCCAAGAUUACCCAACAAAUGCCCAAGGUGCACAUUGAGUUCACCGAGGGAGAGGAUAAGAUCACCCUGGAGGGUCCCACCAAAGAUGUGCAGAUGGUGCAGGGCCAGAUUGAAGUCAUUGUUACAGAUUUGAUAAGCCGUAUGGACUACACAGAGAUCAGCGUGGAUCCCAAAUUCCACAGACACCUGAUUGGAAAAGGAGGUGUUAACAUCAACCGCAUCAAAGAGCUGCACAAGGUGACUGUCCGUAUCCCCCCUGACAACGAGAAAAGCAACCUGAUCCGUAUUGAGGGGGAUCCCCAGGGUGUACAGGAAGCCAAGAAGGAGCUGCUCGAGCUGGCGUCACGCAUGGAGAAUGAGCGUACAAAGGACCUGAUCAUUGAACAGCGUUUUCAUAGAGCCAUCAUUGGCCAAAAAGGGGAGAAGAUAAAAGAAGUGCGUGACAAAUUCCCAGAGGUCAUUAUCAAUUUCCCCGACCCAGCACAAAAAAGCGACAUCGUUCAACUUCGAGGCCCACGAAAUGAGGUGGAAAAGUGUGCAAAGUUCAUGCAGAAGAUAGUGGCUGAAAUGGUGGAGAACAGCUUUUCCCUCUCCGUCCCCAUCUUCAAGCAGUUCCACAGAAACAUAAUUGGAAAAGGAGGAUCAAAUAUCAAGAAGAUCCGGGAGGAAACGACAACAAGAAUUGACCUGCCUGCUGAGAACAGCAACUCGGAGAUGAUUGUCAUCACAGGCAAGAAGGCAAACUGUGAGGUUGCACGAAAUCGCAUCCUGGCCAUUCAGAAGGAGCUGGCAAACAUCACAGAGAUAGAGGUGUCCAUUCCCUCCAAGCUGCACAACUCCCUGAUUGGGUCAAAGGGCCGUUUUGUGCGCUCCAUCAUGGAGGAGUGUGGUGGCGUGCAUAUCCACUUUCCCACUGAGGGCUCAGGGAUUGAUAAGGUCACCAUCCGGGGCCCUGUGGAGGAGGUGGAGAAAGCCAAGCAGCAACUGCUUGCCUUGGCAGAGGAGAAGCAAACGAAGAGUCACACUGCCGAGCUGCGCGCAAAGCCAGAAUACCACAAGUUCCUCAUUGGCAAAGGUGGUGGAAACAUCCGUAAGGUUCGGGACAGCACUGGGGCCAGGAUCAUUUUCCCCACCGCAGAUGACAAAGACCAGGAGCUCAUCACUGUGGUUGGCACUGAAGAAGCCGUGCGGGAUGCCCAGAAGGAGCUGGAGGAACUCAUCAAGAGUUUGGACAACGUCGUCGAGGAUACUAUGAACGUCGAUCCAAAGUACCAUCGCUACUUUGUGGCUCGCCGUGGCCAAGUCCUUAGGGAUCUUGCUGAUGAGUAUGGUGGCGUGAUGGUGAGCUUUCCUCGCACGGGCACACAGAGCGAUAAGGUCACCCUCAAAGGAGCCAAAGAAUGCGUGGAAGCAGCCAAAAAGCGCAUGCUGGAGAUCGUUGAGGACUUGGAGGCUCAAGUUACCGUUGAGUGUGUGAUCACUCAGAAGUUCCACCGUUCUAUCAUGGGUCCCAAGGGCUCACGCAUCCAGCAGAUCACUAGAGAUCACAAUGUACAGAUUAAGUUCCCAGAGCGCGAGGACCAACAAGCACCUCCUGCUGAGGCGCCUAUUCAGGAGAACGGCGAGGCCAAUGGAGAGGUGAAAGAGCCCGUCGAUCCCAACGCACCCAAAAGGUGCGACGUGAUCGUAAUUUCCGGUCGUAAAGAGAGAUGUGAGGCUGCUGUGGAAGCACUGAAGGCCUUGGUUCCUGUCACUAUUGACGUGGAAGUGCCUUUUGAGCUUCAUCGUUACAUCAUUGGACAGAAAGGAAGUGGAAUUCGCAAGAUGAUGGAUGAAUUUGAGGUUAAUAUUCAAGUGCCUGCUCCUGAGCAGCAGUCUGAUAAAAUCUUCAUCACCGGCUUGGCCAAUCACCUUGACCGCGCCAAAGAGGGCCUCUUGGAGCGCGUUAAAGAGCUGCAAGCUGACCAGGAAGAUCGGGCACUCAGGAGCUUCAAGCUGACUAUCACUGUGGACCCCAAGUAUCACCCCAAAAUCAUCGGCCGGAAGGGUGCCAUUAUAACAACCAUCCGUACGGAGCAUGACGUCAACAUCCAAUUCCCAGAGAAGAAUGAUGAAAACCAGGAUCAAAUUACCAUUACAGGGUAUGAGCACAAAGCCAUAGCAGCACGCGAUGCCAUCCAGGCUAUAGUGGAUGAGCUAGAGGAGAUGAUCUCAGAGGACAUCACCCUGGACAGCAGGGUCCAUGCCCGCAUUAUUGGAGCCCGUGGCAAGGGCAUCCGCAAGAUCAUGGACGAGUUUAAGGUUGAUCUCAGGUUUCCCCAGAGUGGAGCUUCAGACCCAAACCUUGUGACAGUCACAGGUCGCCCUGAGCUUGUGGAUGAAGCCAUCGACCACCUUCUCAACCUGGAAGAGGAAUAUUUGGCAGAUGUUGUGGAGAAUGAGGCAAAAAUGGCUUACAUGAGGCCUCCUGGGGGAAGCGCUGCUGCCAUGGAUGAACAACGUGGGCCAUCCAAGGGCUUUGUGGUGAGGGAGGCUCCCUGGACCACUGGCAAUGAGAAGGCCCCUGAUAUGAGCAGCUCUGAAGAUUUCCCCAGCUUUGGAGCCCCAGUGGCAACCAAGACCUCUCCCUGGGGACCCAAGCGCUUCUAAGCCAUGCUGCUACAUAUGGGCCUGAACUAAACCGGACACAAUCUUCCCCUUCAUCGUCCCCCUCUUGACCUGGACUGACCGCUGACCCUAGAAGUCUUCAGUUCUGAGAAUGUCAUCCUUCUCUGUGUACUUAUCCUGGUCUGCCCUCAUAGAUUCAUCAGUCUAAAAGUGCUGUCAGAUACUGUAAUUGACUUGUGAGCUUUGUAUCUGCAUUAAAUAAUGCUGUUUUGCGCUAAAAAAAAA